Molecule: messenger RNA, 1095 nt
Organism: Cyphellophora europaea CBS 101466
Lineage: Eukaryota; Fungi; Ascomycota; Eurotiomycetes; Chaetothyriales; Cyphellophoraceae
Exons: 1
Coding region: 1-1095 (364 amino acids)
Cellular component (GO): mitochondrion
Molecular function (GO): (3R)-hydroxyacyl-[acyl-carrier-protein] dehydratase activity
Source: RefSeq, a predicted model, not a curated record
AUGAGAGGUUUCAGAGCUCUUCGUGCUGCUAGCAAAGCCCAUACAGCUGCCUCCAGGUCGAGAAGAUUCAGCUCGACGGCAGAACUGCGGAAAGCAGACCCCCAAGCUGUCGCCGAUGCGUUUCUCUCGAAAUUUGCCAACGGCCAGAUCUUCACACGCUCCCAGCUGCUAGACGCGAACCAACUUCGGCUCUUUUCACUUACACUCGACCGACCAAAUCUAUGGCCAGGAUCGAAAAUAGCUUCAAGUCACCUGGAGGAGGCUGAGCCAGUUGCGGGGACGCCUAUACCUCCGGCCUACCACUGGAUCUACUUCACUCCUGCACAAUUGCCAGGUAUUCUCGGCCUUGAUGGUACCGAUGCUUCCUUCAACCCCAAUGCACCAUUUACUCGGCGAAUGUGGGCGGGAGGUUCGGUCGAGUGGCCUGGAGCAGACCCUUCCUCUUCCCAGAAUCACUACCUUCAGGUUGGCGACACCGUUACGGAAACAACCAAACUGCUGAGCUGCGUCCCCAAAGUAAUGAAGGAUGGGAACGCAAUGCUACUAGUUGGGGUUGAGAAGCAAUAUCACGACAGCAAAGGCAAUCUGUGUUUGCUCGACCGGCGAAACUGGGUCUUCCGAGAGGCUCUGGAUCCCUCGAAGCCUGCUCCAAUUCCCAAAAAGCCGUCAGAACUCUCACAGGCAGAGCUGGAUUCACGAGACAAGGGGAGUGUGGUUCGAGAAUAUAACCGGGACGAACUUCAACUAUUCCGCAUGUCGGCUUUGACCUUCAAUGGCCACCGAAUCCACUAUGACAAGCCUUGGGCGACCGAAGUCGAGGGUCACCGGAAUAUUGUGGUGCACGGUCCACUGAAUCUGAUUGCCAUGCUAGAUUUGUGGCGGGAUGAGACUGUCAACCGAAGGCUGGGCAAGGGCAGAGACGAGAUCAUCUACCCCCGAAAGGUGGAUUAUCGCGCAACAAGCCCCGUCUAUGCAGGGGAGCCUUACAGGGUGUUGAUGUCUGCGGAUGGAGCAGCGCAAAAAGAGACCGAGCUGAAGGUGGUAAGCAACGACAACACUACCUGCAUGAAAGGGACAGUCUCUAGCUGGCAGUGA